Messenger RNA from Gadus chalcogrammus (walleye pollock), 6169 nucleotides. RefSeq lists its product as uncharacterized. NCBI's taxonomy places the organism in Eukaryota, Metazoa, Chordata, Actinopteri, Gadiformes, Gadidae. The record is from RefSeq and is a predicted model, not a curated record. The transcript is spliced from 7 exons. The coding region runs from base 2142 to 3170 and encodes 342 amino acids.
AUGUUUGCAGUGUUCAACGUGUACCUACCUACCCACUUACCUGUCUGUCUACCUACCUACCCACUUACCUGUUACCUAAAUAAGCUUACCUUAUGAACACACCAGUUUCAUGGGGAUUUAUUGGGUUUGUUUAAAAGGUUAUCUCUUCUACAAAGCCUCACAAACGCAAAUGAAAAUUGUUAAGUUGUUUGUUUUGGCCAACCUGUCGUGUUAUCUUGUGAUUAUUACUGAGAGAAAAAUGCCGUGCGUGAGAAGAAGAACCACCUCCCUUGGGCUGGUUCCUGCAUGGGUGUAUGCCAGGGCCUACAGCGAGGUCUAUUCUGGGAGAUCAGUGAGGCAGGCAGCACUGGCAAACAACAACAAUCAUGUGACGUUGUCACGCUAUCUCAAGCGGAGGGCAGAGGAGGGCAGUGAAGUGAACCUGAAGAGGGCAGCAGCCAUUUAUUUUGGGCUCACCCCUAAUGAGGUCAGUGUUUUAGGACAGGCAUAAACACACAAAUGUACAUCAACUUUUUAUGACCCCUUCAUGUCAGAAAAUUUGCCUUCGAGCUGGCAGUGCAUUUCAGCUGCCCAUUCCCUGCAUCCUGGUCGAGGAAGAGCAUGGCGGGGAAGGACUGGUUCACCUCCUUCAUGGAGCGCAGUGUCAGCCUCUCCCUUCGGUGUCCAGAGGCCACUAGCCAACAAACACAACUAUUUACAGGGGUCACCACUGUCCAGGUGCCAGACCGUGUCAUCGCCCAAAUGGGGCAGAGCAGGUCGGGUCAGUGACCUCAGCGGAAAGGGGGACCCUGGUCACAGUUGCGCUGGCAGGCAAUGCACCCUUCCCACCGAGUAGGGUCCAGCUGCAGCCCCGGAGAACAACACCCUGGCGUGACAACAACCCUGGCGCGACGGAAGUACUCUGGCGUGACGGAAGUGAUUUUUUUUUUAAUUUAAUGUACACACCGCUAAAUCGGAAACCAAAGAUGAACCAUGGAAGGACUUCCACCACAGGCAUAUGGGAACGACUGUGGGAUCUUCAUGAUUAUGUAUGCUUGGUACCUUGCCAUGGAGGCACCGUUUAACUUCACUGUUGUAAGUAGGCAUUAAAUUAAAUGAAAAAAGAGCUGACGAUUUAAAAGAUACGUUUAAAAUAAGAAUUGGAUUUUUGACAUAUGUAAGGUUACAACAUCGAAAAAUUCAUACUUGUAUACAUAUUUUAUCAUUGUCAAUUCUUGGAAUAUCCCCUUACUUUAGAAAGACAUGCCAGUCCUCAGAAAAUUGUGGUGCACAGUACUGCUUGAGAACUUCCAACUGGAUGGGCACGGCAGAAGGUUCCCCACACUUCAUGGAGGAGGCCAAACAAAUGGCGGUUGACUACUUCCACCAGUCUUCAGACUGAAGCGAAAAAGAUAAGUGAAUGACGUUUCCAGUGACAGAAUACAAAUAAUAUUUUGGAUAGGCUUAAUAUUGAUUUGACUGUUUGAUUAUUUUGACAGUGAGUUGGAGCUGAUGGCAGUCAGCAUGAAGAAGCUAUAUCUUUAAGAUUCUGUAGAUUAUUUGUUAAAUAAAUUGUGAGGAAACUUUGGUGUGGUUAUUCUUCAAUGUAUAUUUAUAUCAAAUUAUGAUGAUAUAUUUAACAAAAAAUUAAAUUUGAUUCUAUUAGACAUUUUAAAACAAUUACUUAAUUCUAAUUACUUAAUUCUAAUGGUCAAUUACUUAAUGAGUAAAGUAUAUAAUACACUAAAUUCCAUUAAAUAAUUGUCUACACACUAAAUUAGUUUAUUUGUCAAAAUAACGUUAUAAUAAGUUUAAUAACGCAAAGAAAAAAUCCUGAGGUAUUUGUCUAAAUAACGUUAAAAACCUUUUUUAAGCUCUAAAAAUGGUUACUAACGUGUCGAAAUAUUUAUUUAUUUAUUUUUUAUGUUAAUUCAAGCGAUAAAUACGUUUAUUUGUCUCUAAAAAAAUAAUCUGAUGUAACUUCCGUCCAGCCACAGUACUUCCGUCCCGCCUGGGUGUUCUGUCACGCCAGGGUGUUGUUCUCCGGGGCUGUAGCUGGAUACUAUUGGUCCCACCUGUCAUUUGCCGCAAUUGAUUACUGCAGAGCCAAUGGCAUAGUGCUGCUGUCAUUCCCUCCCCACUGCACCCACAGGUUGCAGCCAAUGGACAUUAGUGUCUUCGGCCCCCUAAAGGGGUACGUAAACAGUGCGGCGGACAGGUGGAUGAGGAGCCACCCAGGGAUAAACAUCUCAAUUUAUGAUGUGCCCUCCAUCGUUGCUGAAGCCUUACCAAAGGCUGCAACAGUGAACAACAUCACCUCCGGGUUCUCAAGUCCAGGGAUCUGGCCUUUUAACCCCUCUGCGUUUGAAGAAAAGGACUUCGCCAGAGCCUAUUCCACAGACCGUCCUCCUCCCCAGGCUUCGGGUGACGAGGUCAGCGCUUCUCCAGGUGCCACUUCAGGCAUGGAUGUACCUGAACGAGCUGCCGGGCCUGACGAAGCUGCCGGGCCUGACGAAGCUGCCGGGCCUGACGAAGCUGUCCGGCCUGAGGGAGACGCCCUUGAAUUCAGCCCGGACAUCGUCCGGCCAUACCCUAAGGCCGGGCCUAGAAAGAUAACAAAGAGAAGAGGGAGAAAGAGGACAACUGCUAUACUUACGGACACCCCGGUGAGGGCUGCUUUAGAGGCGGAAAAGCAGGAGACUCUGAAGCAGCGUCGUCCCGCCAAGCAGCCUCCCUCCUCUCGGGCUCCCAAGAAGAGGCUCUUCUCGCCCGCUCCUGAAGCCGCCCCCCUUGCUGUAGUCACCCCUGGUGCCACCUCAGCUGCUCCUCCCACCAUCACCUGGCCCGCUGAUGGAGUCAGCCCCACCUUAGGCCUAGUUUGUCCUGUUCCGGAUGCAGUAGAGUUCACCACUAUUGCCGCCUCUACUUUUCCCAACUUAUUUAGGCCUAUCCAGCGAGGACGUCAGCUGCCUCGUUUGCUGCGAGCCUCGAUGCUGGGGAAGAGUGGGUCCAGUGUGUUUCAGUGGUCGCAUGAGGCUUGCACCAACGGGAGUACACACUACCUGUGUUACCUGUGUGACAAAGAAUACAAAUAUUUUGCCUACUAUACUGUCCAUGUGUCUUCACUAGUUUGCAGUGGAAAUACUGUAAAUGUAGGCCUACAGCACAAUUCACUUAACAUUAUAGACUGAUUAACUAACUAACUAACUAUUAGGCCUGGGUUAGGCUAUGAGUGGGAGCUGGGCUAUUAAAUAUUUUGCAGGGUAGGCCUACUUUUCGUCCAUCCUGCGUUCACACCAAAAGAUGCAAAAAGUUGACGCGCGGCACGAUCCCAUUCAAAGUGAAUGUAGAGACGCGUUGCUGCUUUGCUGCCGCAGCAUUUGCUGCCGAGAAAACCGUCAAAAUCUGAUUUGCAGCGCGGAAUGCCCGUGCCCACUGCCGGGCACGGGCGGCGGGCGCGUUCACGUAUUUUGCGGCGCGUCAAAUGCUGCUCGAGUUGAAAUAUUUCAACUUUUCGGCAGCAAACGCGUGAUGACAGCCAAUCAGCGUUCAACAGCGUUGCCACGGAGGCGUUGCCACUGAGUGACAUGCCGUAACAGCCAAUCAGUGUUACUCCCUUGGAGUGACCUAGAGUUCACUACCGUUACAUUUAUUUAGUAACUCGAAAAACCCCACAAAUCAGCAUUCUGUAGUGUAGUUGUGUUUACAGUUAAACUAAACUAUAGUAGUAUGUGUAUGUAUAAGUAUGCUAAAGGGCUAGCAUAACAACCCCAAACAAAACCCAGUUGGGUGCCAGGCAGCACCAGCCUUCCAGGCUCCGAAUGGUCUCAUGAACCCAUAAACGACGGGCAUUCCGACGUCUCUCCCUCUUCCACAACAGGUAAAGACAUGCAAUGCUCGUAAUGUCGGUUGUGAAUGAAUUCAAAAGCACCGCGAAACUUCCCGCGCUGCAAAACUGCGGUGCAGCAAAACGUUUGCAGCGCGUCAAAACCUUUGCUGCGCCGCAAAACUUUUGCUGCGCCGCAAAACUUGAUUUGCCGCGCCGCAAAACCUCGGCGUCAACGCGUUCGGGCAGCAAAUGCAUCUUUUGGUGUGAACGCAGGGUUACAUUUAUUUAGUACCUCGAAAAAACAAACAAAUCAGCAUUCUGUAGUGUAGUUGCGUUUACAGUUAAACUAAACUAUGAGUAUGCUAAAGGGCUAGAAAACAACCCCAAACAAAACCCAGUUGGGUGCCAGGCAGCACCAGCCUUCCAGGCUCCGAAUGGUCUCAUGAACCCAUAAACGACGGGCAUUCCGACGUCUCUCCCUCUUCCACAACAGGUAAAGACAUGCAAUGCUCGUAAUGUCGGCCAUGGUUGUGAAUGAAUUCAGAAGCACCGCGGGCAAAACUUGCCGUGCCGCGAAACUUCCCGCGCUGCAAAACUGCGGCGCAGCAAAACUUUUGCUGCGCGUCAAAAGCUUUGCUGCGCCGCAAAAGCUUUGCUGCGCCGCAAAACAUUUGCUGCGCCGCAAAACUUGAUUUGCUGCGCCGCAAAACUUGAUUUGCUGCGCCGCAAAACUUCGGCGUCAACGCGUUCGGGCAGCAAAUGCAUCUUUUGGUGUGAACGCGGGGUUACACAUCCAAAAUAACAAUGGCUACAUUAAAUUAUGACAAUAAUAAUUUAAUUUAGUGGACAUGCACACUUAAAAACUUCUGGGUAUAAGCUAGGCUAGCCUUCUACACCCUUGCUCUUGGUCACGACACAUGGCUUGCAGACAGUGGCGGUUUUAGACACGGGCGACCCGGGCAGCCGCCCGGGGCGGCAUAUUUGUGGGGGGCGGCAAAUCACACGGGUGGCGCCACGAGCAAUAUAAAAAAAAAAUGCGCUGCGUAGCGGUUAUCAAUGAAGUACCACAUUGUGUGGGGAAUAGGUAUUUUGGCGCCCCCUGCUGCAGGUGCACAACUGCUCGUUGAGAAGGUGCCGUGUAUAGACGGAAUGAAACCCCCACUGAAGUCCGUAGGCUCACGAUACAAUAAAUAAAUAAAGGUUUUAGACAGGGCAAGUAUAAAAAGGGGCCAAUAUACAUCCAUAAUUUAAAGCCGUCCGAGUGGGGAUCAGGAUAAGACAGGCUACACCAAGAAAAACAUGGGUUCCCUAAGUGCCGUUGGGACGUCUCAGGACGGGUGACCGCUGUGAAGGAGGCCUCGCCGGCGGGAUCCAUGACAAUACAUUUGGACGUUUUAUUGUUAUCUUGGUAUGUCAGGGUUGUAUUCCAAAUUCCUGUACCUGCGGCCCAAGCACCUGCAUAUACCAUGAGGGAUCUUACCUCAAGUCAACCGGUUUGAGAGAACGUCCCUCAGGCAUUGGUGGACAAUAAGAUUAAUUUACAUGACUCACUCUGAUUCGUGACUCACGAUAUACCAAGGGAAAUUCCCCAACAUUUCUUACACAGGUUGCUAAAGGAAGUGUUUUUACUUCUUGGUCCAUCAUCCCCUGCUGAGUCCUUUGUCUGGAGGAGCCCAAUAAAAGUCAUCGAGGUGGAAUGUGGCUUUGCUACAAACAUGUCAACAGGCUAACCAGACGUCCUCUUUUACCCGCACAUGCCCUUUUUUGGAGACACUCAAAAUCGUAGGGGAUUUUAUUAAAGCCUCCAACAUUUUCACAUUGAAUUUGUGUUGUUUCCCUGGGUCGUUCAUUAACUAGUUAGGCUACGCCCUCCCCUACUCAGUUCUGUUCGCUUUGCAUUGGUGGAAGUGAGAAAGGGGGAGUGGUUAAGAAGAGCCCUCAGAUUGGACGGUUUGACUUACUUAAUUACCGUCAUGUUUUGUAAUUAUUUUUUUACCAUAAUUGUUUUAUAGGGACAAACAUUUACAAAUUUCUCCUACAGGGGAUUGAUAAAGUUCUAUCUAUUGAAAAGAAAGAAACACUUGGUCAUACUUUACACACUUUACCACAGCAUUGGCCUACUGAAUGCAACAGAUAUAUUUUAAGCAUUGGAAUGAAUGCCACAUUAAUAUAUACUUAUGUUUUUGCAGGUUUGCAACGUUUAAAAGUUCAGGGGAAAGUAUAUGCCUCUUCUGGUGUUGCUUAAAACAAUAGCCUUUUGAGGGAGAGUUUUUUCUGAAUAUUAGUGUUAAGGGCCAAUAAUGCUACUAUCAUUCAUUAGUCACCAUGUCUGCGGACAAAUUUGCAAGCAGUCACAUGUUC